Molecule: messenger RNA, 1200 nt
Organism: Rhipicephalus microplus (southern cattle tick)
Lineage: Eukaryota; Metazoa; Arthropoda; Arachnida; Ixodida; Ixodidae
Product: glutamate receptor ionotropic, kainate glr-3-like
Cellular component (GO): membrane
Molecular function (GO): ligand-gated monoatomic ion channel activity
Source: RefSeq, a predicted model, not a curated record
UGAGUGGGGAGAGCUGCGACCAAACGGCGCCUGGACAGGCAUGAUGGGCCAACUGCAGCGAGGGGAGGCGGACCUGGCGCUGGGUCCGUUCGUGCUGACCGAGAAGGAGGCGAGCGUGGCCAACCCGUCACCGGCGUACACCGACGAGGACAUGGUCAUACUGAGCGGCGUCGAGAAGGAGCACAAAUCCAACGUGUACGGCUACAUCCGCGCCUUCGACCUCCAGGUGUGGAUGGUGCUCCUCUGCUUCCUCCUUGUGGCCGCAGGCAUCGCCGUUGCGGCAGAGAUACUGCUUCCGGACACGCGGCUGUCAUUCCGUCAGCGGCGUCAGCGGGUGGCCCGAAUCUUCUGGGUCUACGUGGCGUCCAUGUUCCUGGAGAGCUCGACGUUCCACUUCGCAAGCCACUCGCAGCGGGUGCUGUUUGGAAGCUGGUUCCUGAUGCUCGUCAUCCUCAUGAACACCUUCGUCGGCUACAUGGAGUCGGCGCUCAUGCUCAAGGAAGAGACAGACCGCCUGGACACCAUCGAGCAGCUAGCGCUCAACCCGAAGGUCCGGCCCAUGGUCUUCGAGGCGGCCGGAUUCCUGAAGAUUAUCGAGGAGGCAGAAGGCUACGCGUUCGAGAAAGUGCUGGCCACCAUCAAGGAGUUCAGCGAGGGCCAAGCCGAGGAAGAGGUGCACGGAGAGGAGCUGUUCACUCCCCCGUACCUGCUCAUGGUGCUCCAGAAAGAAGCGGCGAUUCUGAUGGAAAGAAUAUCGCUCUUGGCCAGGGUGUCGCAACACUGCUACGACGUCGAGCUCAGAGGCCAGGGACUGUUUCACCUGGGCAGAGAGCGGAUACUGCAGAUCAAGAUGGUCUUCUACGUCCGCAAGGACUUGGACCAGAAGCUGCAGGACGAAAUUUUCCGCCGAGUCCGCUGGAUAAUGGACACCGGCCUCAACCUGUACUGGCACGAGGACCUGGUGCCCGAUCCGGGACCAUGCUGGACGCGCUUCCAUCCGGACCACCUGCACGACUACCAGCCACUAAACUUCAGGGACUUCGCGGCCAUCUUCUACAUGCUGAUCGUGUCACAGGGCUGCGCCUGGUUCGGCUUCGUCCUGGAAGUGUUGCUCUACAAGUGGUGCUGUCUCAAGACUCGCGACGACUUGAAUCACGACACAUUGAUCAACUAGACAGACGACGCACACCACCUGCCCCA